Plasmodium malariae is the source of this 3327-nucleotide messenger RNA. Its product is annotated as conserved Plasmodium protein, unknown function. The coding region runs from base 1 to 3327 and encodes 1108 amino acids. The transcript has 3 exons. Lineage: Eukaryota; Apicomplexa; Aconoidasida; Haemosporida; Plasmodiidae. The record is from RefSeq and is a predicted model, not a curated record.
AUGGUAGAAAUUAACGAAAUUGAGUUUAUUGAAGAAACGGAAUAUUUUAAAUUUCAGCAUGGGGCUUGCUUUUGUAUGCUAGAGGAAGAGAAAAAACAAAAAAGGGAAAUCCACAAUAUAGAAAAGAAAAUAUGUAAUGCCAUUUUUGCUAUUAGUAAUGUAAAGAAAAAGGGUUUAUAUUAUUUUAAUAAAAACUUACAUAUAUUUUCCCUUUCUGAUUUUUUAUACAAAAUUGAUAAUGAGAAUGAAAAGAUAAAUAUUAAAUCCUUACCAUUUGAGGAAAAUGUUUUAUUAAUAGAAAAUAAUAAAGAAGAUUAUUUAUCCUUUAUAUACACGGAUAAGCAAAACAUUUAUGUGUUUGAUUACACCACCGAUGAAGUGAAGUUAUACUGUAAAACAGACCUGCUCAUUAAGAGGUUGAAGCAUAUAGAUAAGUUUCUCUUCUUGGUUCAAAGCGCAGAAGAAAAAAUAUUUUUUUUGAACGAUAAGAUGUUGUACGAAUGUCAGGAAUUGGAUGGACCAAUAAAUAACAUGGAUGAGAAGAACGGGGUAUUCCUAUUCACCCAUUCGGAUAAAGAAACGUUUAUUUUGAAAGAUGAAAAUAAAAGUUGUUCUUACGAUUUGGGACCACUGAACAAGGAAAUUGAUAUAACAUACGAUAGUUGUAGUAUAAUUUGUGCCAAGAUUUUAGAAGCUGAUAAGAAAAAAAAAAAAUUGUUUAUAGUCGUUUUAUACAAAGAUUCGAACGAUAUAACAAGUAUUACCUAUGACAUACAUAUAGAAGAUAAUGAAAUGAGAAGAAUUAAUUAUUCUAUAAAUGAUUUUUUUUUUGAAAAAUUUGAUAAGAAUAAUUUUAUUAAAUGUAUGUAUAUAAGUGAAUGGAAAAUAUUGGUCUCUCUUUCAUCAGAAUCUUGUGAGGCCAUUAUUUAUACACAUAAUGAACAUUUCGGAAAUAAUAAAAAUUCAAAUGAUUUAAAAAUUUUAUGCAUUAAAGAGGGGUAUAAAAUCAAUACAAGACAAUCAGAUACCUUCUUUUUAUCAUUAUUUAUGUAUACAAAAUACGUAGAUAAAAUAUAUAGAAAAAGUAAAAUAGGCAAUGUUCCAUUUUUAAAAGAUCCAAAUGUUUUUUUUCUUUUACAAGAUAAUCAAAAAAUAGUUGUAGAGUAUUUAGAUCAAUUUAAGUUAGAAGACAUUUCGGACUUUACUUUUAAUAAUAAUGAAAAGGAUACGAAUGAAUGUGAAAUGAAAGAGGUAAGUCUAUUACCUAACUUAAGUCAUGACAUUGUUGAACUGCAUCAACCGAUCACUACAAACGUGUUAAAUGUAUUUGAGGUUAAAGAGUAUCCUUUGUGCAAAGUAGCGUCCGUGAAAAAAAUUGAAUCCACUCAAGCGAAAAAACAAAGCAUCUUUACCAUUUUUAAGAGUAAGAACAAAGCCAAGGGGGAGGAGAAUCUAUCCUCUGAUAGGGACGUCGAUGAGGAGAAGCAUGUUAAGCAGGAAAAUGAUAAAAAAAGUUGUGCGGAAAAUUACAUGCAUGACAAUGGUAAUAAUUACGAUAACGGUGCAAAAAUUUCAACUAUACCGGUUUUCACAAAAGGGAUCCAUAAAAGCCAAAAUUUAUUAGUUAAGACAAAAGACACACAUGACAAUUCAGGUUUGACGAAUGAGAUGAAUAAAAUACAUUAUGAACAUAGAAAUGGAAAAGAUAAAGAAGAAAAAAUUGGGGAUACUACAUCAUGUAGCAGAGUCGAUCCAACUAAAGAAUGGCAAGAGAAAUACGCGAAGAUAAAAAAAAUGGUGUAUGAAGAUGAACUUGUCAUUAUUAACAAGAUACCAGAUAAGUAUAAUAAAUUAAUGAAUGGUGGAAUGUUUAUGUAUGAAGAUUUUUUACUUAAUGAAAAUCCAUAUUCAAUUGAAAAAACAAAAUAUGUAAAAAUGAGUAGUAGAAAAAAAGAAUGGCAUUAUGAUAAGGGGCGCGCAAAAAUUAUUUUCUUGCAUGAUGCGGAUUAUGUAGGGGGUGAACACAAAUUAACGAAAACGAAAAGGAAAAAUGAAAACGAAAAUGGAAGUGCAAAUAAGUACGAAAUUGAAAACAAAAGCAAAAACAAAAAUAAGAAUAAAAACGAAAAGGUCGACUUUUGUAAUUACUUCACUUGUGCAGAUUUUGAUUUUUAUAAACAUAAAAGAUUGUCCGAUAAGCAAUGCGAAAAAAUUAUUAACAAAAUAGAAAGGAAGCAACAUUUUAUAUUUGACAUUAAAAAAGUUUUUUUAAAUGAUGAGGGGGUAAAAAAAGGGCAAGGAGUUAGAUCUUGUAGCAAGGGAGGACACGCCCAUGAAGGAAAAGCUGUUCAACGUAGUGGUAAUGUUGGAAGUGGUACUAGCAGCAGUGGUGGAAGCAAUGGUGGAAGCAGUGGUGUUCGUGCUGAUAAGGACGACAUGUGCGAUGCACAUUCAGAUGCAAAUACAAGAAAUGACGAUAUGCUGUAUGAUGCGGAUAUUAAGUUAUACCUUUGCAAAGAAGAUAUGAGUAAAUUUUACACAGAUUUGAAUGUAUAUUUUUCAAAAAGAAAGUUAAUAAAAGUAAAUAAUGAAUUAUUUGAUAAUUUAAAAAACGGUGGUAGUGUAAAUAGUACGCUAUUUCAAAUAAUACUUUACAAUAUUUUUCAUCAUGGUGGUUUAAAAUAUUGUGAGUCUUUUAUGUAUUUUAUUUUAAAGAAUUCAAGUAUACAAUGCUUUUCAAAUGCUUUCUUUCUUCUUGAACAUUAUUUUAACUUUUUGAUAACUCCAUAUGUAAACAUAAAUAGAGAGGUAAAUAAUGGUGUUAGGAAGAUAGUUCUGAGAAAAAAUAUUUUAAGGGACGCACCCAUUUUAAGUGGUAAGCCUACUACCAUAAGCAGUGGUACUAGUUAUGCCAAAUAUAAUAAUCCUAAUAAUGGCAAACACAAUGAAGAUCUAGACAAUUUAGAUAGUGAAUACAGUACAGAUAGUUAUUGUGAAGAUGACAUAUAUAAGAAAAUAAAAAAUGAAAAAGAUGAAAACAAAAAAAGGGAGUACCUUUCCAAGAUAAUUCCUCUGUAUAGUGAAGAAAUGAAUAACGAACAGGAAUUAACUUUAUUUUAUAUAUUGAACAGAAGUGUUGAUUUUUUAAAUAAUCAAUUGUGCUACUCCUUCUCACAAAAGUUGAUACCAAUUAUUUUAGAUAGCAACUUAAACAAUAUAGACAAUGAUUUAAGCUUAAUCAAAUGCUAUCUGUUGAAUGCCAUUUUGAAUAAAGAUACUGUAGGGCAGAUGACCUUAGCGGGGUCUUCUAUAGAAGGAGCAAAUUGA